Messenger RNA from Microthlaspi erraticum, 2013 nucleotides. Lineage: Eukaryota; Viridiplantae; Streptophyta; Magnoliopsida; Brassicales; Brassicaceae. The record is from the annotation of a GenBank genome assembly.
AUGGAGUCUACCAAAGAUUUGAUCGCUGUACAGAAACAGUUGGUCUUGGAAGAAGGAAACUUUGGGCACUGGAAAGUAUGUAUGCGUCAUCUUAUUCGAGGAAUAAAUGAGGAUGCUUGGACGGCUGUGGAAGAUGGAUGGAGUGAGCCAACAAUCACUGAUGAGGAGGGUGUAACAACUCCUAAACCUAAGAGCCAAUGGACUCACGCUGAAAAGGCUGCAUCAAAGUUCAAUUCAAAAGCCUUGUCUACUAUAUUCUCACAUGUGGAGAUGGAUCAAUUCAAGAUUAUCCAAGGUUGUUAUAUGGCAAAAGAUGCAUGGGAUACUUUGGCUAAUCACUUUGAAGGUGACACAAGUGUGAAAAGGACAAGAUUGGAUCACCUUGCUUCUCAGUUUGAGAAUCUAAGAAUGGAGAAAGAUGAGUCUGUUGCUAGCUUUACGGCGAAGUUAAACACCAUCGCCAAUGAAGCAAGUGUUCUUGGUAAGAAAUACAAAGAAAAAAAACUUGUUAAGAAGCUUCUUAGAUGCUUGCCAUCUAAGUUCUCUGCACAUAAGGCUGUGUUGAAGUACACAAUGAACACAGAUAAAAUCAAGUUUGAUUACUUGGUUGGGAUGUUGAAAGCUGAAGAAAUGGAGGCUGGUCAAGAUGAACAAGCACAACAAAAAGGCAUUGCAUUUACAGCAGAAAAAGAAGAAGAGAGGAUAAAGAAGGUUGAAGACAAUAUGAGUCUCAUGGCCAUAAAUUUCAACAAGAUGCUAAAGAGAGUUGAGAAGGGGCAGGCUGAUAGAGCUUCUCACUCAGGGGGUGACAAAUCAGCAAGAAGGAAGGAUCAUCAAUGCCAUGAAUGUGAAGGAUAUGGUCAUUUUCGUGAUGAAUGUCCUUUAGCUAAAAGGAAAGAGUUCAAGUGUGUGGAAUGCAAAGGAAGUGGUCAUAAAAAGAAAGAGUGUCCAAAUACUACAAAAAGAAAGGAGAAUUCGUUUUUGGUGUUUAGUGACAGUGAGUGUCAGGAUGAAGAAGAAGAUAGUGAUGGGCUCAUGCUAAACUUUAUGGCACUCAUGGCAGAAGAUGGAAAACCAGAGGCUCAACCACAUUCUGAUUCUGAAUCUGAUGAUGAUUUUGAUGCUAAGAAGGAGUACAGGAAACUCUAUGAUCAUUGGGUCAAGCUCAGUAAUGAUAAUCUGCAGCUUAUCAAAGACAAAGCCAUUUUGAAAGCCCAGAUUAACAUUCUUGAGCUGGAACUGAAAACAAGUAGUGCAAAAGAAGAAAAGCAAGAUGCUCUGGAUCUAAAGACGGAUCAGAUUCUGUCAUCUGGACAACCACCAAAGAAGAAUUGGGGACUUGGUUAUCAUGGAGUUUCAGCUAAAGAAGAGGCGAGCUAUGGCAACAUGUCAAAUUUCGUUCGGAGCAUUACAUCGUCGAGUGAGCAGAACAGACAGAAAGUGUGUCACACACUGCAUCAGAUGUAUAACACAUAUCAAAGAGUUUCUCCUGCAAUUCAAUCGAGGUACGAAUUUCCUAUGGCUCAAACCAGGAAUACUUAUAGGAGAAAAGAGUGUUACUUUUGUGGAGAAAUUGGUCAUAUUAAGCGCAAUUGUUUUGCACUUAAGAAGAGAGUUAGAAGAGCUUGGAGUCUUAAUCAUUGUUUCAUUGAACCUAAAAGAUAUGGUUGGGCUUGGAUUAAAAAGGAUAUUUUGUAUGAUCAAGAUGAAGUGUACUCAGCAAAGGAGGAAACCUGCAAUCUAGCUCAAGUUAAUCUUGUGGUGUCAAAAUCUGAACAGUGCAACAAAGAAACAGAUCAAGCUUCUGCAGUUCUCAGAGAAAAACAAGUCUGCAGUGUUCAGAGAGUUACACACCAAGACGAUUGUGUGACACAUCAACAAUCAGAUGACGUAGAUGAUUCAGAAAAGAGUGGUUCAUGGUCCCUGCAAUCCAAACUAUCCUCUAUGAAGAUCAUGGUCGCCCCUAUUCAAACCUUCCGCUGUGAAAAGGCGAUCAGAAAUAUGCAUCAUUAA